CACACUUAUUGCACUUACUCCAGUUGGAAAGGCAACAGUGUUCGCGUCGCGGAAGAAACAAGAAAGAAAAACAGCGAGAAGCACUGCAAAUGCAUUGGCUGCAUUUAAAGAACAACCGCGAUUAGAGGAAGUGUCUCAGUACACAGUCGAAUUAGCCAUACAAAUUGGCAAAAGUGUUAUAAAAGAGAAGCGCGGUGGUGUGCCAACAGCCCAAGAGCAAAUUCUUUUGCAUUCGCUUUUGAACCGCUUUCAUCGCGAGUUCCCGUUUCUCUGUGUGCGUGAGCAAAGAGCGUGUGCAAAUAACUUUUUGCCGCGUUGUCCGCCUGCUGCGAAUUUCCAACCGAAAGAGGACAGCGAGAGCGCGAGAAGAGAAGAGAGGAUCGAGUGAUCGGGUGAAUGUCGCUGAAACACCAGAAGCAAUCCUACCAACCGCUCCCAACGGCGGCCGCCAUGGACAAUCCGGCGAUGAUCCAGAGCAGCGGUAGCAGUGGGAGCAGCUCCUCUGAGGAGGGCGGGAGUCGUGAGGAUGUGGCCAAUCUAUCGCCGCUCGGACUGCCUACGACCUACUCGUCACAGCAAUUGAUGCCCUCGGAUACGGACAGCAUGGAGGAGGAGCGGCACCGACUGCGUCCCCACCACCAUCACCACCACCCACUGGGCGAGCACCACCACAUCCCGGGCAUACCACCAUCCGCCGUCGUGCCAUCGCGUCUCUCCAGCGUGGGCAGAUCGCAGUGGUUCACCGUUACCGUGCUAUGCUUCGUCAACCUCAUCAACUACAUGGAUCGCUUUACGAUCGCAGGAGUUCUCACAGAUGUCCGAAAUGAUUUCGAUAUUGGCAAUGAUAGUGCCGGACUUCUCCAGACGGUCUUCGUUAUCUCGUACAUGGUAUGCGCCCCCAUCUUCGGCUAUCUGGGCGAUCGUUACUCCCGCCCCUGGAUAAUGGCGGUGGGCGUGGGUCUGUGGAGCACCACCACCCUACUGGGGUCGUUCAUGAAGCAGUUUGGAUGGUUCAUCGCCUUCAGAGCGCUGGUCGGGAUCGGCGAGGCAUCGUACAGUACCAUCGCACCGACGAUUAUCUCGGAUCUGUUCGUGCACGACAUGCGCUCCAAGAUGCUGGCACUGUUCUACUUUGCCAUACCCGUGGGAUCCGGUCUGGGAUACAUUGUGGGAUCCAAGACAGCGCACCUGGCCAACGAUUGGCGCUGGGCUCUGAGGGUCACGCCCAUUCUGGGCAUUGUGGCAGUUUUCCUCAUUUUGCUGAUCAAGGAUCCGGUGCGGGGUCACAGCGAGGGAUCGCACAAUUUGGAGGCCACUACCUACAAGCAGGACAUCAAGGCGUUGGUCAGGAACCGUUCCUUCAUGCUCUCCACGGCUGGAUUCACGUGCGUUGCCUUCGUGGCCGGAGCACUGGCCUGGUGGGGACCUUCCUUCAUCUAUCUAGGCAUGAAGAUGCAGCCCGGCAACGAGAACAUUGUCCAGGACGACAUCUCGUACAAGUUUGGUCUGGUGGCCAUGUUGGCCGGACUCAUCGGAGUCCCGUUGGGCUCCUUUCUGGCCCAGCGAUUGAGGGGUCGCUACGAGAACUGUGAUCCGUACAUCUGUGCGGUGGGACUUUUCAUCUCGGCUCCGAUGGUCUUCGCUGCUCUCGUGGUGCCGCAGACAAGCGAGAGCCUCUGCUUUUUCUUCGUUUUCGUGGCCCAGGUGGCACUGAACCUGUGCUGGUCCAUUGUAGCCGACAUCCUACUGUAUGUGGUGGUUCCCACGCGACGUUCAACAGCCGAGGCCUUCCAAAUCCUCAUCUCACACGCACUCGGUGAUGCCGGCAGUCCGUAUUUGGUUGGAGCAAUCUCCGAGGCCAUCAUGAAACACCUGCACAAGAACCCCAGCGACUCUGGACUGACCACCGAGCUGCGAAGCAUGUCCCAAGUGGCAGGUUCCGCGAUCAGUAAUGCCACCCAGGUGAUCGCGGAAGCCACCACCAGUUUGAUGGAAACAGCACGCUCGUCAGCCUCUCAGGAAUACUCUGAUGUGGAGCAAUUCGAGGGACUGCAAUAUGCGCUCUUCUCCACCAGUUUUGUGGAGGUGCUGGGCGGCAUUUUCUUCAUAUUCACCGCCUGCUUUAUCAUCAAAGACAAGUACAAUGCCACACGAGGACUGCAAGGCGAUCAGGGAGCGCAGGCGGUUCGAUCGUCAGUCGCCUUGGCCAGCGGGCAAAAGGACGUCGAGUCCUUCAACUCGGACUGCCUGGUCCUUUGCACUGACAUCGCGCUGCGCGAACGCACGUGAUAGCUAAAAAUAUGAAAUAUGCAUUCUGGUGCGCGGCACCAAAUGAUUACUUUAUUUUGGCCCAGUUCCCGAUGCCACGGCUCAGCAACAGCAGCGGGAUGAGCGCGGUCAGAUUGCCUAAUACCAGCCGAUUCUGGAGGUUAUGCUGCGCACUCAGAGCUCCGAUGGCAUGCCGGGUGAACUGAUACUGACUGAAAACCAUCUUUAAUUUAAUUUACGGUCACUCGCACCACGCACAUCCCGCAUCGGAUCGUACUGGAAGCUUACGGGGACGGGGACACCUUGCUCAGUUGGGCGGACAAGUUCCCGAUGUUCAUGUUCCUAUUGGAAGGGAUCGGAGGAAGGAGGAAAAUGGGGGAAAGGACCACCAUGCCAACACGUUCAAGCACGCCACACCGAUUUGUAGAUAUAUAUACAAACAAAAUCAAAAACUCUCACCCAGGCACUCACUCACUCACCAAGUCAUAACAUAACACAGAUCAUUUUACUUGUAAACGUCAAAGGUCUUGGGUACCCAGGAUACCUUGCUUCACCCACGUAGUCGUAGAUAGGUCUAGCUCUGGUAUUUUAGACUAAAUCAAAAUUAGCAAGAGUUUCAAGCGGACUCGCAUUCGAAGAAGUGCUCCCUCAGAUCGGAUAAUGUAAAUAGAUUAUCUCAGGCAUCGAAUGCGUAGGUCGUGCAGUUUGGAUAUUUAUAUUAACGAAUGUAUAUUUAAUAUGAAUUGUAAAUAUAGAUAAGCACCGGGCCAUUGUAUAAGUGCGUAGUCUAUUUAAUCAAUUUUAUCAUAACGCCUUAGUUUUACACUGAACAUAAUUUUAAUCAUAGCCUUAGUUAGUUGUGUAACGAAUUGGAGAAAUGUGUGCACCCUCAGCAAUUACUGAAUAUUACAGCAAAACUAUUUUGAACCAAAACCAACACCAAUCAGUCCUCGAGUUUGCUUUUCUAUUUGUUGAAUCUCAAUCGAAUGCUAGCCUAAUUGGAACGCAAAUUGAAAGCGACAUAAAGACUGCGAGCAAUCAAAUAUUGGUCCAUCGAUAUUUGGCUAAGAAUAAACCAAACUAAUUGUUUAGCAAAUAAGGUAAUCAUCCGGGGCAAUAAAGAAAC
Messenger RNA from Drosophila melanogaster (fruit fly), 3394 nucleotides. It is a transcript of the gene spin, whose product is annotated as spinster. Gene Ontology annotation, cellular component: presynapse; lysosomal membrane; late endosome membrane. NCBI's taxonomy places the organism in Eukaryota, Metazoa, Arthropoda, Insecta, Diptera, Drosophilidae. The coding region runs from base 397 to 2289 and encodes 630 amino acids. The record is from RefSeq and is marked reviewed. The transcript is spliced from 9 exons. Gene Ontology annotation, molecular function: transmembrane transporter activity. Gene Ontology annotation, biological process: transmembrane transport.